UUUCGCGUUCGAGAUACAGCUUAGAAAUCGAAUCAGAUAUACGGAAGCGAGCGCGGGGAAAUAUCCGGGGUAGUGGGGUAGCUCGCCAAUCCACAAUUAUAUGCAAUGGACAUCCUCGAAGAUCAUGCAGGUCCAAAGUGCCAGCUUCUAUCUACUUCUCGCUUAUCACCAGCAACAUGGGUCGCGAAACUCCUCUUACCAUUGACGAGUCUAAGUUCAAGAACCUCGCGGGUAAAACCAUUCUCAUUACGGGUGCCUCUUCAGGCAUUGGACUGGAGACUGCGAACUACUUUUACAAACUUGGCGCCAAUGUCGCCUUUUUGGCCGGUCGUAAACGACCCGCAACCGAUGUCCCUCUCGACUCAGACCGAACGCUCCUAAGAAAUAUCGAUGUGAGCAAUUGGGAGCAGCAGGUCGAGGCUUUCGAGGCUACUGUCAAGAAGUUCGGACACAUUGACAUCGUCCUUCCCAAUGCCGGUGUCAACGAACCAAGGCAACAGUUCUUCAAUCUCAAGACUGGUGAAAGCGGAAAAUUACAACCGCUUGAGACGAAGGUGAUUGAUGUCGACUUGAAAGGUACCGCAUACACGACUGCACUAGGUAUCCAUUACCUGAAAGAGAAGGGCGGAAGCAUCAUCAUCAUGUCCAGUAUGGCAGGUUACGUAGGGGUAGACGAGAUGCCGGCGUAUGCCGCUACGAAGCAUGGCGCCACCGCCCUUCUACGCUCCCUCUACAAACCCGCCGCCGCCCACAAAAUCGCCAUCUCCCUCUCCAAUCCGGCCCUCGUCUUUACCCCCGGUUCGCUCUCCGAGAUGUACGCACCCGGCGAGGAAGCCUACCAAGCCGCCAAGAAGCAACUCGCGGCGAUGGGCGUUAAGAUGAGCUCCGCCUUUACGGUCACGCUGUCAGUCGCGUAUCUAGCGAGUCUUGGCAUGGAGGCGAGUGGAGUGGGGUUGCUAGUUGAGAAUGAUGAGAUUCAUGACUGGGAGGCCGGCUUGCAGGAGAGCUUGCCGGGGUGGUUCAAGGUGAAGGCGGGUGGGAGGGAGGGCAUGGCGAAUGUGAGUGAUUAGGUGGAAGCGGGAUUUGAGAUGCUGUACUUGCUUGGAUUGAGGUAUCGCUUGCUAUCCGUUGGUGUGCUCCCGUUCUAGCCGUAGAUGCCUAAUACUGCUGUCUUAUGUGUUUUAGGGAAUCUACGGCAUGAUUCAGAUAAGAGAUCGUUGUCCUUUGAAUGGUUGACAAAUGUGUUGAAGCACCUGCGAUGAAUGUAAGGAGCGU
This is a messenger RNA of Mytilinidion resinicola, 1275 nucleotides long. Its product is annotated as NAD(P)-binding protein. Gene Ontology annotation, molecular function: oxidoreductase activity, acting on the CH-OH group of donors, NAD or NADP as acceptor. NCBI's taxonomy places the organism in Eukaryota, Fungi, Ascomycota, Dothideomycetes, Mytilinidiales, Mytilinidiaceae. The coding region runs from base 177 to 1070 and encodes 297 amino acids. The transcript has 2 exons. Gene Ontology annotation, cellular component: cytoplasm. The record is from RefSeq and is a predicted model, not a curated record.